This is a messenger RNA of Drosophila pseudoobscura, 448 nucleotides long. RefSeq lists its product as uncharacterized. The record is from RefSeq and is a predicted model, not a curated record. The coding region runs from base 123 to 365 and encodes 80 amino acids. The transcript has 2 exons. NCBI's taxonomy places the organism in Eukaryota, Metazoa, Arthropoda, Insecta, Diptera, Drosophilidae.
AGUCGGAUUUUUCUAUACACAGUACACACAUUUAAAAAAAUUGUUUAACAGGAUAGUAAUUGUUUCCCAUAUUCAAUAUAUUAAAUUUUUUUUUUGGUUAAGAGACAGAAACUUAUGUAACAAUGAUGUCUUCCAAAUCCGGCCAAAUGGGUUCAAACGACAGCAACCUUCACUCUACGGAUAGCGACUGUGCCUUGCAACUGAAACCCGCACCGAAGCUCGUUUGCAUUCCACAGCAGCUUCAUCGACACCGCCUAUUCACCUCGGAUAUCAGCAUCAACCAGCGUCCCAGGGAAUACGAAGUUCUUGACAAGUCUUGGUCGGUUCUAUACUUCGGGGCGCUCAAGGAUAAGAACUCGAAGUAGCGCUGCGCUGGAUGACCCUUCUGGUACCGUCUGGCACCCUGAUAGACCCUCGCUGAAGAAUUUUCAAUAAAAUUGAUUAAAAG